GUGGAUGUUUGAUGAAGCGCUUUCUGCACUUGGCUAAUUCUCGGAGACCUUGGAUUUACAAGGAACCGGAACCUAUCGUGGCUUUCAAUUGUUUUAGUUUGCCCCAGUUGAAAGGAACUCUCGCUUCCAAAGUCGUAGUGAAAACAUGGAGACUGUAACUCGACAAAGCUUCCAACCUCACCCAGGACUGCAACAAACUCUCAAGCAGUUUCAUCUGAGUUCUAUGAGCUCCCUCGGCGGACCGGCGGCGUUUUCUGCUCGAUGGCCACAUGACCUCCUGUUCAAGAAGGAUGGGAAAGAGCCCRAGCCCGUGCUGCAUCUUCCCAUGCAACCGCCGACAGUGAUGCCGGGACCUCUCUUCAUCCCCUCCGACCGCUCCACCGAGAGGUGCGAGACGGUCCUGGAGACCGAGACUGUCUCCUGUUUCGUGGUCGGCGGCGAGAAACGGCUGUGCUUGCCGCAGAUCCUCAACACCGUACUGCGGGAUUUCUCCCUUCAACAGAUCAACUCGGUGUGCGACGACCUCCACAUYUACUGCUCCCGGUGCACGGCAGAACAGCUGGAGAUCCUCAAAGUCAUGGGAAUUCUCCCCUUCUCCGCGCCUUCCUGCGGACUCAUCACCAAAACGGAUGCGGAGCGCCUGUGCAAUGCCCUGAUUUACGGAGGCACCUACCCGCCGCACUGCAAGAAAGAGUUCACGGGCUCACUGGAGCUGGAGUUCACGGAGAAAAGCCUCAAAAUAUACCACGAGUGUUUCGGAAAGUGCAAGGGUCUCUUCGUCCCGGAGCUGUACACCAGCCCAAACGCAGCCUGCAUUCAGUGCAUGGACUGCAGACUCAUGUACCCGACACAUAARUUCGUGGUGCACAGUCACAAAUCGUUGGAAAACAGGACUUGCCACUGGGGCUUCGACUCCGCCAACUGGAGGGCAUACAUCCUCUUGGGCCAGGAUUACACAGGGAAAGAGGAGAAGGCGCGCCUGGAGCAGCAUUUGGACGAGAUUAAAGAGAAAUUUGACUUCGCCAACAAAUAUAAGAGGAAAGCAUCCAGGGCKUCGGAUCCCAUUCCAACCAAGAAGUCUAAACAUGAAGACUUCCCAUCCCUAACCCUGUCCGAGAAGCAACCCGAUUGGCUACGAUCCCUCUCGGCUUCGGCCAAUAAGGGGCUCAACUACUUCCAGCCCAGACAGAGGCCCUCGGCUUUCAGGCCAUGGUCCCCUAACCUCUCAGCUGGGGACAAAGACGUGCCCAGCCGCCCUCUGGCUCUCCUGAGAGACAGUCUUUACAACUUCAAGACCAUGGAGAACGCUGUGUCCCCAAACAUGGCCCUCACACCCCCACCCCUGACAAAGGCAGGGCCCCUGUCCCCGUCCGUGCCUAGCACCUCCCACCCCAGUGCCAGCAAGGCCCCAGGAAAGGGAGCCAGCCCCAUAUCCAGGACCCGGAAGAGGAGGGCCACAGGGGAGCUCCCGCACCCAGGCCACGAGCCCCCCUGCUCCCCAUCGGCUGCAGCCAGCAAGCUCCCACCCCAGGAGGACAAGGACUCGGAAGUGGAUAUCGAGGUGGAGAGCCGAGAGGAAUUCACUUCGUCCCUGUCCUCCCUCUCCUCCCCAUCCUUCACCUCCUCCAGCUCUGCCAAGGACAUAAGCUCGCCCGGCGCCCAGGUCCCAGUGUGUACGGUGACGUCGGCGGUGUUGAGCCCCGAGGACGGCCCUCUYGCUGGGGUAGCGGCAGCAGCAAUGGCGGUGGUGUUGGCCCCUGAGGGCCCCGGGCCGGGGGGUCUGGAGUCAGAGUUGGAGAUCCUGAGGCUGGCRCUGGACAGCGGGCUGGACUCCAAGGAGUCUAAGGAGAAGUUCCUGCAUGAGAUCGUCAAGAUGAGGGUGAAGCAGGAGGAGAAGCUGGGCUCAGCCCUGCAGGCCAAACGCAGCCUCCAACAGGAGUUGGAGUUCCUGCGACUGGCUAAGAAAGAGAAGCUCAGGGAGGCCACGGAGGCCAAGCGGAACCUGAGGAAGGAGAUUGAGCGCCUUCGCGCUGAGAGCGAGAAAAAGAUAAAGGAGGCAAAGGAGUCGCGCGUGCAUCUGAAGAGGGAGCUGGAGCAGGCCCGGCAGCUCAGAGUGUGUGACAAGGGCUGCGAGGCAGGCCGCCUGCGCGCCAAGUACUCCACACAGAUCGAGGACCUGCAGAUGAAGCUCCAGCAUGCCGAGGCGGAUCGCGAGCAGCUCCGGGCAGACCUACUGCAGGAGCGGGAAGCCAGGGAACACCUGGAGAGAGUGGUCAAGGAGCUGCAGCAGCAGCUGUGGCCCAAGGAGCAGGACACGCCUACCGAGGACACCCCCGUCAACAACUAACCCUUUCCAUGACCAACCCCCCGCCAAUCCCCCACUAUCAGCACCCGAAACAAAACUUUGCCUGAGACCACAGAGACAGAAUAGAGAGAAGCAGAAAUAUCAACCCUCUAUGUGUGCGUGUAUCCAUCCUCACAAAAACUGUAUGAGUGCUUGGAUGCAUCCUUGGAGAGAGAAACAAAGCAAGUCCAACGUGGUCUUUGUACAUGGACCAAGUUGUUACUAGUUGUUGGUCUUUGUACAUGGACCAAGUUGUUACUAGUUGUUGGUCUUUGUACAUGGACCAAGUUGUCAACUAGUUGUUGGUCUUUGUACAUCUACCAAGUUGUUACUAGUUGUUGGUCUUUGUACAAGGACCAAGUUGUUACUAGUUGUUGGUAUUUGUACAUGGACCAAGUUGUUACUAGUUGUUGGUAUUUGUACAUGGACCAAGUUGAUACUAGUUGUUGGUCUUUGUACAUGGACCAAGUUGUUACUAGUUGUUGGUAUUUGUACAUGUACCAAGUUGUUACUAGUUGUUGGUAUUUGUACAUGGACCAAGUUGUUACUAGUUGUUGGUCUUUGUACAUGGACCAAGUUGUUACUAGUUGUUGGUCUUUGUACAUUGAUCAGUUGUUACUAGUUGUUGGUCUUUGUACAUGUACCAACUUGUUACUAGUUGUUUUGGUAUUGUACAUUGAUCAAGUUGUUACUAGUUGUUGGUAUUUGUACAUGGACCAAGUUGUUACUAGUUGUUGGUCUUUGUACAUCUACCAAGUUGUUACUAGUUGUUGGUCUUUGUCAAUGGACCAAGUUGUUACUAGGACAAGCACUGAAACGCACCUCUCCUCCACAAACUGAAAAUUGGAUCAGGAGAAGAAAAAAUAUAUAUAUAGCACAAAAUUUAGUUGUGCCUGUAUUUUCUGAGACAGAAACUGGUGAACCUUUUGGAUAAAAACUUUUCUAUGAUAAAAAAAUAAGAUAAUAAUACAAUAAUUUUACAACUGGCCUGUUUAGAGACAAAAUGGAGGGCUGUCAAAAUGGCAGAGGAGCCGGGAAGUAGGACUGGACUCCUGAGGCGUGCCCCAGCAGGGCUUCUGCUCCGUUUCCCGUGAAGAAGUUGGAGAAUUUCAUGACCUUAUAAGCUAUUUAAGAGACUGCAUAGCGAUAUGUAAAAAAUUUWACGAAAACAUUUUCUUUGCUUCUUUGUGCUAUAAGAGCUUGGAGACAAAAAAAAUAUGGAUUUGCAAAAAAUAUGAACAGACAGCAAGCAAGACAAACUACCACCAGUGCCACCAUGGUUAGUCGGUGUGUAGAGGAGGCCAUUUUGAUCCAAUGAGGAAAAGUAUCAAGUUUGUUCUACUAUUCCAUUAAUACAUCAUAAAGUUUACUAUGGAAGGGGUCAGAGGAUUGCAUUGGACUAGAUGUUUUCUCUCUUUGACACAGGCCCUGUAUCUGUGUUCUGGUAAACCUCUUAGAGUGAGCAUUUCAUUUAGAUAUUAACAAGAGAUGGUCACACAAAUACACCGAAACAGCAUACAUACUUGUCUUCAUUAUGUGUUUGUGAGCAUUUGGGUUAAAACCCAAAAGUCUAUCUUAUAAAGAUAAACUUUGUGAUCAUUUUGUAUCUGGGUGCAAUCUGAAGCCCAGAUUUGUACACAAGACUUCUGCUGGGUUUCCCCCUGGGACUGUUGGUUAAAACUAGCUUACCCGGCUUUACUGCUUUUCAUUUGAUUAGCGAGAGUUGGCAUGACUUGCUCAAAUGAAGAUCGAAAAUACAAUUUUUGAAUACUAUGAUUUUAGGGCUGGAAGUGGCGCCUUUAGCCAGAACCACAACAUUUUAUUUUUUAAAUAAAUGAUGGUAUGUAAAUAUAUAUAUAUAUGUGUUUUGUUUUUUUACAAUAAUGAAUCGCACUUUGUCAUUACAAAAUACUGUUAUAAUGCCUUAUACUCCCAUUAUUGUCUUCAAUCUUACAUUGGAGAGGAUAUAUCCAUGACAACAACAAUACAAAUCCAAGUGAGCAUUUUGUUAUUAUAUGCAACUCAUUUAAAUGCAAUGUAAUCAUGUGUUUAAGACAAAAUAUUGUAAAUAAAAUGAGAGAGAAAAGGGGUCUACAGGCUUGCUUGCUGAUACAGUUUGGGCUGUUGAAAAAUGUAAUUCCAGUCUUUUUUGGCACUAAUUAUACAAUUUCUGUUGACAAGUAACACUCAUCAAAAUAGAAAGACAGUGGGAUGUAGGAUAGCAAAAGACAAAAUGGCAUGGGCGCCCAACUCUCCUAAAAUGUUGGUAUUUAUUAAUACGACAAUGAUUCAUCCACGUUCCAAGGUGUGAAACACAGUGCUUUUAGACCAUUCAUGGGAAAGCAGUGAUUAUAACAGUCUGAAGACACAUUGCUCAUAUAUUUACCAGAAAAAAAUAUAAAGAUGAUUAAUAAAAAAAUACAUUUUAUAAUGCUCCGCUACAGAGUGGGAACAAUGCAAAUUAGAAUGUACAUUGUGUUUAUGCUUUUUUCCUUUGGUUGUUGAUGUUGUUGUUGUUUUAAAUGUGGGAUAUUUUUAUGGCUUGUUUCUUCUGUUCCUUUUUUCCAAUAGAAAACUCAUAUAUUUUCAUUCAUAUGCAUGACAUUUGAGAAGGUUUGCCAUACAUAUAGUCAUUAUUGGGCAUUGAUACUGUACAUGUAAGGAUUUUAUUGUGUUGUACAGCAAACCUGUCUUUUUUUAGAGGAAUCUAACCAUGUUUAUUACAUAGUUCAAGAAAAAUAACUUUACACGUACACGCAAAAAACACAACCUGAAGUUCAAACACAAUGCUGGACAACCUCAAGUGCCUGAAAGUGGGCAGAGGGUUUUCCAGAUCAGGAACACUGACGAUGAAGUAACUGUUUGUAUUUGGCCUGAGUAGGAACGUGCUCAAGAGUCAACUCCACCAUGGGAUGUCAUUACCGUCACAGUGCAGAUGUCACUCCCGUCACACAGUGCAGACACUGUCGACGGAGGGGACAUUUUCAUUCUCUCUUCUCUCUGCACUAUCCCUCUGGAUAGGCCUGACUUGACUACAUUGCUCAAGCUACAAGAUGCAGCUUUUUCCCCCAGUAUUUCUAAUGCAGUUUAAGGCGGUAAUUACAUUAACUCUUCUUCUUUUUGAGCAGAAACAAUUUAACGACUUGUAAUUGUAAAAAAUAAAUAAUCUAAUAAGGCAUUUUGAAUGAUACCUUUAAUUCAUUCAGAAAUGUUUUUUUAGAGAUAUGCAUGUCAAAAAUAAUUCUAGGUAUCAACAGAUACCAUAGCUAUGCGGUAUUAUGAGGUUAACUCUUGGUUGUAGAAAAAGAUGACCUACCAUUUCUAUGUGAUUUGGUCUGUCUAUCCAAAGGUGGACAUCUCUAACUAGUGAAGAGGGCAUUAUGUCCAAGCCCCAUGUCUUAAC
Salvelinus sp. IW2-2015 is the source of this 5747-nucleotide messenger RNA. RefSeq names its product ski oncogene. Gene Ontology annotation, cellular component: nucleus. Lineage: Eukaryota; Metazoa; Chordata; Actinopteri; Salmoniformes; Salmonidae. The record is from RefSeq and is a predicted model, not a curated record. Gene Ontology annotation, biological process: negative regulation of BMP signaling pathway; negative regulation of transcription by RNA polymerase II. Gene Ontology annotation, molecular function: RNA polymerase II cis-regulatory region sequence-specific DNA binding; DNA-binding transcription factor activity, RNA polymerase II-specific; SMAD binding.